GAGAGGCGUCACGCCUUCUCUGCAUAAAUUGGCAAAAUUAUUUUCGGAACUAAAGACAUGGGUACACAUGCUGUUUGAUAUUUGUGUAUUAUAUAGUGUGAGAACUUUGUGAAAAUUCUGACUGAAUUUCUCUGGAUUUUAUUUGAACAUCGUACCCGAUGCAAUAAGGAUGCGCUUUGCGAAUGUUCUUGUUUUGUCGUUUAUAUUAGCUUUAGCUAAUUCUGCGGGCAAUGAAUGUGACAAAGCCGAUAAAGAAUGUAUUUCUGAACAUGAGAAAUCGAAAUAUUCUAAAGAGAAAAACCAAGGGAAGUGGAAGAAAUACCUGAAAAAGAUUGAAAAAGCUGUUAAAGAAUACAAGGAUUGUACACAAGAUGAGUGUAGCUGUCACAGAAGUGUUAUAGAGGAAGAUUUGGCUCCCUGGAAGAAUGGAAUCACAGAGGAGGUGUUUAACACAGCCAAAAGCAAUAACUAUGGCUCCCAUUAUCAAAUCGUCAAUCACAAGUUAUACAGAGAGGAGGGCUGUAUGUUUCCAGCAAGGUGUAGUGGGAAUGAGCAUUUCAUUCUAGAGGUGAUAAAGAAGCUGCCAGACAUGGAGUUUGUGAUUAACACUCGGGACUGGCCUCAGAUCUCCUCACGCCAACAACCCAUACCUGUCUUCUCCUUCAGCAAAGUGAGAGGACAGAGUCAUGACAUCAUGUACCCUGCCUGGACAUUCUGGGAGGGGGGACCAGCUGUGUGGCCUAUCUACCCCACAGGUCUGGGGCGCUGGGACGAACAAAGAGAAAUCAUACCCAGAGCUGCCAAAAGUUGGCCAUGGGAGAAGAAGAAAAACAAGGGAUUUUUUCGGGGAUCUCGUACAAGUUCGGAGAGAGACCCUUUGAUUCUAUUGUCUCGCUCCAACCCUGAACUGGUGGAUGCUGAGUAUACUAAGAACCAGGCCUGGAAAUCUGAGGCGGACACACUGCACAGACCCCCGGCCAAGGAGAUUAGACUGGAGGAUCACUGUGAUUACAAAUACCUGUUUAAUUUCCGGGGAGUGGCGGCCAGCUUCCGUUUCAAGCACCUGUUUCUGUGUGAUUCAGUCGUCUUCCAUGUUGGCAGUGCUUGGUUGGAAUUCUUUUAUCCAGCCAUGAAGCCCUGGGUACAUUACAUUCCUGUCAAAGAGGACUUGUCUGAUUUUAGAGAUCUUUUAGAGUUUGCAAAAGAAAAUGAUGAUGUGGUCCAUGAAAUUGCCAAAAGGGGUCGGCAGUUUAUAUGGGACCAUCUUAGGAUGGAAGAUGUAACUUGUUACUGGGAGACUCUGCUGAAAAAGUAUGCCAAACUUUUGAAAUUCAAAACAAAGAAGAACAAAACUUACAAGCAAAUCAAGUAGAGUUUCUUCCUACAUUUUUACAAUUUUUAAUAAAGUUAUAUAUUUGAUAUAUAGGGAUUUCAUAUAUAUUUUUGUGAGUUUUAUCUUUCUUUAUACAAUUGCAUAGAUGUAUGCAUGUUUACAAAUGUUAAAAGUGACUGUAAUUAUCUUUUGUGUGAUACAGUAUAGUAUGUAUUUUUACCUUAAAGGACCAUAUUAGGGUCUAUAACUCUGUAAAUUAUGUUUAUUUACUUGUCAAAAAUAUUUAUCUCUACUGCAACCAAAUAUUUGAUAAUCAUUUACAUCAUCUUUAAUAUAUGGAAAAUACAAACUUGAAAAAGAUAAAGAACAUUAUUGAUUCAAUUUGUUUUUCAAAUUGUAUUUCUUCUGUUUGACAAUACAGUUAUUUUCAAAAUGAUACGGUUAACAUUGGUGACUUAUCUUUUUACAAAUGAAUUUAAUAAUUAAAAUGCCAUUUUAAAAGAUAUGUGAUAUGUGAACCCUGUUUAAUAUGUAAAUUCUAUAUUCUUAGGGGUAUUCUGUAAUUCUAUUUGAAUCCAUGUCAUGAAAUCCUGUGUAGCAUAAAACAUAUUUAUUGUAAGUUGUGUUAAUCA
Magallana angulata is the source of this 1965-nucleotide messenger RNA. Its product is annotated as protein O-glucosyltransferase 1-like. Bases 170 to 1372 code for a protein of 400 amino acids. NCBI's taxonomy places the organism in Eukaryota, Metazoa, Mollusca, Bivalvia, Ostreida, Ostreidae. The transcript has 10 exons. Gene Ontology annotation, biological process: positive regulation of Notch signaling pathway; protein O-linked glycosylation. The record is from RefSeq and is a predicted model, not a curated record. Gene Ontology annotation, molecular function: UDP-glucosyltransferase activity; UDP-xylosyltransferase activity. Gene Ontology annotation, cellular component: endomembrane system.